Molecule: messenger RNA, 792 nt
Organism: Triticum turgidum subsp. durum (durum wheat)
Lineage: Eukaryota; Viridiplantae; Streptophyta; Magnoliopsida; Poales; Poaceae
Source: the annotation of a GenBank genome assembly
AUGUUGGAGCUGAGGCUGGUGCAGGGGAGCCUGCUGAAGAAGGUGCUGGAGGCGAUCAAGGAGCUGGUGACGGACGCCAACUUCGACUGCUCCGGGACGGGCUUCUCGCUGCAGGCCAUGGACUCCUCCCACGUCGCGCUCGUCGCCCUGCUCCUCCGCUCCGAGGGAUUCGAGCACUACCGCUGCGACCGCAACCUCUCCAUGGGCAUGAACCUCGGCAACAUGGCCAAGAUGCUCCGCUGCGCGGGCAACGACGACAUCAUCACCAUCAAGGCCGACGACGGCUCCGACACCGUCACCUUCAUGUUCGAGUCACCCAACCAGGAUAAGAUUGCCGACUUCGAGAUGAAGCUCAUGGACAUCGACAGCGAGCACCUCGGGAUCCCAGACUCUGAGUACCAGGCCAUCGUUCGCAUGCCCUCCUCGGAGUUCUCCAGGAUCUGCAAGGAUCUUAGCAGCAUCGGCGACACUGUUAUUAUUUCUGUCACCAAGGAGGGUGUCAAGUUCUCCACUGCUGGAGAUAUUGGAACCGCAAACAUUGUUUGCAGGCAGAACAAGACCGUUGACAAGCCUGAGGAAUCUACCAUUAUAGAAAUGCAAGAGCCGGUUUCACUUACCUUUGCUCUGAGGUACAUGAACUCCUUCACUAAGGCAAGCCCACUGUCAGACCAAGUCACCAUCAGCCUCUCAUCUGAACUGCCAGUGGUUGUUGAGUACAAGAUUGGCGAGAUGGGCUACAUUAGGUUUUAUUUGGCACCCAAGAUUGAAGAGGAUGAGGAAAUGAAGGCAUGA